AUGUGCAGAUUAGGUGUUUCUAUCACGUUGGUGCUUCUGAACAAAUGGGUGAUGAAGUCCUGGAGAGGUGGCCUCAACUUUCCACUCUUCUACACGAUGAGUCACAUGAUCUUGAAGGGUUUCUUCUCCUUCCUUUACCUGGCGUUGAGCUGUCAUCCGCCCGGCAAACAGAGGCGUUCGGUUUGCUGCGGCGUAUCCCUGGUCGGGGUCAUGACUGCACUGGAUGUGGCAGCGUCAAACAUGAGCUUCCUCUUCAUUACCGUGGCAUUCUACACGAUGCUGAAGUCGGCCUCCUUGAUCUUUAUCCUGGUCUUGGGUGCGAUCCUGCGCAUCGAGCAAUGCUCUGCCGGUAUCGCAGCAACCGUGCUAUUGAUUUCGGUCGGGAUUUUCAUCACGUCCUAUGGCGAGACCGACUUUGACUUGCGUGGCUUCUGGCUGGUGCUGGGCUCAGAAGUUUUCGCUGCCUUGCGCUGGCUAGCAACGCAGAGGACACUCCAAUCAAGUGGAUUGACGGCUAUGCAGACAGUUUUCUACAUGUCGCCUGCAUCGUCGCUGACUUUGGCCCCUAUCGUAUGGGUGAGAGAGAAGGACAAGUUGCAGAUCUUAGCAGACCCUGACACGGCUGGGCAGUAUUUUCUUUUGGUACUUCUGCCAGGUUUCCUUGCCUUCUUACUCCUCCUCGUAGAGGUACACCUCGUGAAGGUCACGUCAUCCCUGACCCUGGCGGUGUUCGGCAAUCUGAAGUCCAUCGUCACAAUCCUCUUUUCCAUCUUCGUCUUCGGCGAGAAGACAACCGCCCUGCAGUGGAGCGGACUGCUCCUGGCGCUUGCUGGAAUGCUCAUCUACGCACGGCUGAAGAACAGGUCCGUGGCAGUGGACUCCCUGGCAUCCCUGCGAUACGAACUCCUUCCGACAGAUGUCGAGGACGCUGAUGAAGACAGUCAGCCAGUUCCAGGGGACAAGCGUGCAACAGAGAGCCCUCAGGUGGAGAGCAAUCAGUGCAGCAGUGAUGCUUCUCCCCAGGCCUCGUCAGGACGAAGCCCUACAAUGCUUGGCGUCGCCGCUGACCAAAGCUCCGGAGGCUUGGAGAACUUCGCUUCUUUCGAGGAGAUGGCGACCGCUAAUGUCGAAGGGGAGUCAGCAAGCAGUCGCCAAUAG
Molecule: messenger RNA, 1158 nt
Organism: Symbiodinium pilosum
Lineage: Eukaryota; Dinophyceae; Suessiales; Symbiodiniaceae
Source: the annotation of a GenBank genome assembly